AGUCACUGCGCAGUCAUUUUGGUAUCUAUACAUUAUUGACGUCCGUUUACUGGACGAUUGUCGCGCCAUUCUAUUAUCUGCAUGACUUAAAUGGACCUUUCUUGAAUCCUCCUCCAAAUACGCCGAACAUGGGCAAACAACUUUAGAUGGUGUGCCUUCUUCUGACGCUGUUGAACACGCCUGAUAUCCGUUCUACUAACACUCAGGAUAUUUCGUACUUCAUAGAAAAGUUCUUGAUUCUGACGAUGCAUAAGGAGGUGGUUUCGUGGUGAGCUGAGGAGUUCGCGGACUUCUUCGAAUAAUUCGACUCGGUCUUGGUGAUCUAUCAUAGUUAGCAGAAUUUUGACCUGUCUGAAGGAUAUACUAACCGCUUUCUUUGAAUUCCUUUCGAAUGCUUUCUUCGUCCAUCUUGAAUUGUCCAAAUAGGUCACAAGAGGAACAAUGCAAGCUCGAGGCCAAUGUGUUGUCUACAAGUUUGUGCCGAAACAAGCAGGGCGGAGGCGAGCCCGUACGGUUUCAACGGUCUCAUCUCUUUGCUAAGCAGUCUGGUUACGAUUAUUCGCUCCUCGAGAUCUUGAGAAAUCUUAGCUCUGCAGGCUACGUACUGCUACGUAAUAGCCAAGAUCAGGCAGGGUACAUACAUGCACCAUCCUAGAGAGACUAGCAGGGUAUAGGCCCCUGGCCCUCGUAAGGAUGAUGCUGUUCCCCGAUUGGACUUGAUGGGGCUAAUCACUAUUCCCUAGCUAACAGGUACUUCUUUUUAUCCAUCCACCCUAUCCAUCCAUCCAUCCAUCCAUAUCCAUCCAUCCAUCCAUCCAUCCAUCCAUCCAUCCAUCCAUCCAUCCAUCCAUCCAUCCAUCCAUCCAUCCAUCCAUCCACCCAUCCAUCCAUCCAUCCAUCCAUCCAUCCAUCCAUCCAUCCAUAUCCAUCCAUCCAUCCAAUAAUUCAACCAAUGUUAUCUAGUGAUGUCUGAGAGCUUGUCGGCUCGGCCUCGGCUCGGCUCGGCUCGGCUCACUGUAUCCUAGUUAGUUUAAAACUAGAAAUUAAGCAAUGACGACGCGUCUUACUGAUUACAUAAGGCUGAUUCACGUGGUUAUGCGGGGUUUAUUAGCUCUUGCCGAUAAGGACAGCAUCUGUUUGUACGAUAGUAACAACAAUGGCGUCUGAGACUUGCUUCUUCACUAGGGAGCCCUCUAGUCGCCCCUCUUUGAACUUCUGGCAACCUGACGGCCCUCUUUUUAGCUGGGUGGACUUUUUGCACAUUUCUACAUUAACAGACGAGUUCUUGAAUCAACUCUUGUUGGAGUGCCAUUAUGCACAGGUGACCUUACAGAAGGAGUUUAACAGGCGGUGCGUACAAGAGCCAAUGGUAACGAGCCACAAACAAAAGCCAGAGAAAACGGGCCACGCACUUUACAAGGCCUUCAAUCGAAACUCAUCCUCGGCCUUAUUGAACCAACCCGAAUGGCUUAUUGUCCGGCUGACCGGUAGCUUUUCCCCUGUAUGUAAUGAGGAACGCCUAUCCGUCUUUGAAAAGGCUAGCUUGGUCAGUCUUGCGAUAAACCAAGCCAGCUAUCCAGGACCAGAUCCCGCCCACUUGAAGUUGACAGCACUUAACACUGUUAACUCCACCUCUACUGCCGUAUUUCCCAGAUCCUCUCAAAAGGACCGCCUAGCUCUACUCACUUUCUUUGCGGCAAACGACGUCCCAGACUGCCUUUUUUCAACCGCAAGUUUUCGCUGGUCAGAGGACGGCGAAAUAGAGUUUAAGGAGGUUUCAUUGCCAAAAUUCGUCAAACUUCUCAAAGAGAAACACAUCCUUCACCCAGUCUCUAAAGCUGCAGUGAAUCGACACCAGAACGAGAUCUGGAAGGCAGAAGUCAUAGAGCAUGUUUGUCAGAUUUUCCCUAAGGAUGGUCAUAUAGCGCCCACCAACUACACGCAAAUGGGAUACGCCCUUCUGCCGAUCCUUCGCCAUGUUGCAGACUACUUGUACAGUAAUAGCAUGUGGACGAAUUGGGACGACGCAAAGCUAUCGACCGCUUUCGAAGCAUUUUUGUCCGCAACACAUUUCGGCGAUUUGUCCUGGAAACUUCAAGCCAUACGGGUUUCUGAAGAGUUGGCACUCUUGAGCAACGAUCACGUCAGCCGAGCAAGAGUUGAGAUUCGCCAUUUGGCGUUGAGGAGGCUUUUCCCCCAUGCCCUGACAGAACAACAGACAUUGAGGGGGGCGUCAAUGGAGAAUGCCCCAACACAUCAGCAGACAUACAGAGGGCCUCGCCACAAUCUCCCUCGUAGAUUCGCAACCAACAAGCGUUCAAAUGCCUUUCUAGGUCAGCUUGAAUUGUUUGAGGUCCAAACCUUGAUCGAUGACAAAGCUAGCUCAGAAAAGGUACUCAGAGCAAUUCAAAGAUUUCAACCAUUCGACAAGGACAACCUGUCUCUCCAAGAGAAUCUUGUCUUACUGGAACUGCGCUUCCUGUAUGCGAAAAGUCUGCGGUAUUGGGGCAAAAUCGAAGAGGCACACAUACAAUUCCAACCACUCCUCGACCCGGCACCGCGUCGGAACAGCAUCAUCCAAGAUACUGGAAAAGACGGUUGGCACUCAAUUGCACUACAACAACCGGCAACACGUCGACUCACGCUGAAAAUUGCCAUUCAAUAUGCUGAACUUCAAAGCGAAAGACGCCGUCAUUCCAUCGCACUGGGUAUGUUAGAGGGAGACCGGCAGAUGGUGGGUUCCCAACAACGACUCGAGCUGGGAGCCGGACGGCGGCUGACCCUAGCACUUGCAAACGCAAGACUUAUUCAAGUCGUUGACAGUAUGCAACGGGGCGGAGGCUACGACAAUGUCGCUUUAGCAAAGGCUGCGGAAUCUUUCAGAUGGCUGGAGAGUACGUAUGCGGGCCUGGGGCAGGUUGGGCUGCUGAUGAAGCAAAGUGCCUUCCAAGCAUCUUGCGGUUUAGCAAUGGUUCAUCACCUCGCCGAGGAUUUGUCAUGUGCAUUCGAACUGUGGGAGAAGGCCAAGUCAGCUGCCAGACAAUGUUGGGAAACGCCGGGAUUUGCAUGA
Colletotrichum destructivum is the source of this 3070-nucleotide messenger RNA. RefSeq lists its product as uncharacterized. NCBI's taxonomy places the organism in Eukaryota, Fungi, Ascomycota, Sordariomycetes, Glomerellales, Glomerellaceae. The record is from RefSeq and is a predicted model, not a curated record. The transcript is spliced from 3 exons. Bases 1157 to 3070 code for a protein of 637 amino acids.